AUGAAUGGGAUCGCCUUCUGCCUGGUCGGGAUCCCGCCGCCCGCCUCUGCGGAGGAGGAGAACGGGAACCGACCAGGUCCCCCCCGGAGCCGCCUGGAGCCCAUGGACACCAUCUUUGUGAAGCAGGUGCGGGAGGACGGGCCAGCACACCAGGCUGGGCUGCGCACGGGGGACCGGCUGGUCAAGGUGAAUGGGGAGAGCAUCAUUGGGAAAACCUACUCGCAGGUCAUCGCGCUGAUCCAGAACAGUGAUGAUGUGCUGGAGCUCUCCAUCAUGCCCAAGGACGAGGACAUCCUCCAGCUGAGCGUGGAUGAUUCGGGCUACAUCGGCUACCGGAGCUACAGCCCAUCCUUCCAGCGCCGCACCGGGCUGCACGCCCUCUCCUUCCGCGACCCGGCUUUCGGGGGCCUGCCCACCUUCAGCAUCUCACAGCGGCCAGACAGGGUGGUCCCUGCUGUCCUCCCACCCACCGGUCCCCCACCGGUCCCCACCGCCCCCAGGGAGCAGCGGCCAGAGAGCAGCCGAGCGCCGGAGCAGCCGGAGGAGCGGAGGGAAGAGGUGGUUCUGCGGCAGAAGCCCCCCACGGGCCGCAAGGUGGCCGGGGAGAGGCCGGUGGGUGAGCGGCAAGGCCGGCACGUGGCUCCCUUGGCAGCCCCCGAGGACCCCCUGGCGUCCAUCCCCUUCAUCGAUGAACCCACCAGCCCCAGCAUCGACCUGAAGGCCAAACAUGUCCCUGCCUCCUCGGUGGUCUCCAGUGCCAUGAACUCAGCGCCUGCAGUUGCCACCAGCCCCUCCUCUCCCACCUUCGCCUUUGCCCUGAGCCGACACUACUCCCAGGACUGCAGCAGCAUCAAGGCUGGCCGGCGAUCGUCCUACCUCUUGGCCAUCACCACCGAGCGCUCCAAGUCCUGUGACGAUGGUCUGAAUGCAUUUCGGGAUGAGGGGAAGAUCCUAAGGAGGAUGCCCAGCCGGGUCCCCAGCCUCCGCAUGCUGAGGAGCUUCUUCACCGAUGGGUCUCUGGACAGUCUUGGCACGUCUGAAGACGCCCGCUCCAAAAGACACUCAACCUCCGACCUCUCGGACGUCCCGUUCAGCGCCGUGAGGAAGGAGGGCUGGCUCCACUGCAAGCAGAUCCUCACCAAAAAGGGGAAGAAGGUCGGUGGAGGCAUCCGGCAGUGGAAGCGCGUCUUCGCCGCGCUGCGCGCCCACUCGCUCUACCUGGGCAAGGACCGGCGGGAGGCGGUGACCUGCGCCCCGGCCCCAGGUGAGGAGGAGCCGAUCAGCAUCCGAGCGUGCCUGGUGGACAUCUCCUACAGCGAGACCAAGAGGAAGCACGUCUUCCGCCUGACGACCGCUGACUUCUGUGAAUAUCUCUUUCAGGCAGAGGAUCGGGAAGACAUGCUGGCCUGGAUCAAAGUCAUCAGGGAGAACAGCAAGGCCGAGGGCGAGGACCCCGGUUUUGCCAGCCAAGCACUUAUCAGCAAGAAGUUAAAUGACUACCGGAAAGUGAGCCCCGCAGGUGCCAAGCCUGACUCCUCACCCAAGGGCACUCGUGGGCUGGGGAUCAGAGCCGAGUUCCUGAAGCAGACAGGAACCAGUGUGCCCCGGUCCCCCAGGCAGGAUGCAGCCAUCACGAAAGAUGAGAGCGGCUCCCAAAAAGCCCCGUGGGGCAUCAACAUCAUGAAGAAGAACAAGAAAUCUGUCCCAAGGGCCUUUGGUGUGAGGUUGGAGGACUGCCAGCCUGCCCCGGACAACAAGAAUGUCCCCCUGAUCGUGGAAGCCUGCUGCAGGGUGGUGGAGGACCGAGGGCUGGAGUACAUGGGCAUCUACCGCGUGCCCGGGAACAACGCGGUGGUGUCCAGCCUGCAGGAGCAGCUCAACAAGGGGGCCACGGAGAUCAACCUGCAAGAUGAGCGGUGGCAGGACCUGAACGUCAUCAGCAGUUUGUUGAAAUCCUUCUUCCGAAAGCUGCCCGAGCCCCUCUUCACCGACGACAAGUACAACGACUUCAUUGAGGCCAACCGGAUAGAAGAUGCCAGCGAGAGGAUGAGGACGCUGCGGAAGCUGAUCCGGGACCUGCCAGGUCACUACUAUGAGACACUCAAGUUCCUGGUGGGUCACCUGAAGACCAUUGCUGACCACUCGGAGAAGAACAAGAUGGAGCCCCGCAACCUGGCCCUGGUGUUCGGCCCCACGCUGGUGCGCACAUCCGAGGACAACAUGACAGACAUGGUGACACACAUGCCCGACCGCUACAAGAUCGUGGAGACCCUGAUCCAGCACUCAGACUGGUUCUUCAGUGACAAGGAGGACAAGGGUGAGAAGACCCCCGUGGAUGAGAAGGAGGCGCAGUCAGUGCCCAACAUCGAGUACCUGCUCCCCAACAUCGGCAGGACCACGGCACCUGGUGAUGCUGCAGCAGCUGCUAACCCCAUCCUGGGGCACACGGGGCGGGCUCGACCCGCAGCGGCUCCGCCAAACCGAAGGUGA
This is a messenger RNA of Chaetura pelagica (chimney swift), 2490 nucleotides long. It is a transcript of the gene ARHGAP23, whose product is annotated as Rho GTPase activating protein 23. Bases 1 to 2490 code for a protein of 829 amino acids. The transcript has 24 exons. Gene Ontology annotation, molecular function: protein binding; phospholipid binding. The record is from RefSeq and is a predicted model, not a curated record. Lineage: Eukaryota; Metazoa; Chordata; Aves; Apodiformes; Apodidae. Gene Ontology annotation, biological process: signal transduction.